AUAUCUGGAAUCGUUUAAGCGCAUGCGUAAACUGUAGUAUUUCUGUCGCCAUUAGUCAUCAUUAUUAUUGUGUUUUGGUUGUGGUGUUCGAUGUUGGUUAAAUGUCCCUUUAAUAAAUCUUAAAAUAACCGUUUUUUAAUUGCAUGUAUAUAAAACAACGCAAAUCAACAAUUAUUUUCGAUGACAAUUUUUUGUUGUAAAAUUUGACAAUAUCAAACGUCAAAAAUGUCUAAACCCGAAUCCACCAUCGAGAAAGAUCUGCAAGCUCUUGAGUUAGAAUCCGGAUCAGCUGUGCGACAACUUCAACAAGAUCUCCCGAACCCCUUUGAACGUCGUAAACGCUCUAAAUCUUUAAAUUCUUAUCCCUCAUCAUCAUCAUCGACAGUAUCCUCUUGUGGUUGUCGGAAAAGUCUUCCUAAAUUAAGAUCCGUUUCAACAUUUAAACACAACGGGAAAAAGAAAAUACUUCGUGAUCCCGUACUUAAAUUAGUUACAAAGUGUUCUCAUCCGGUGAGUGAAGUAAACAAAUCGACAGUGUGCCCUAAUAUUAAUAGGUUAUUUGGACAAGGGAGCUCUACGAAAAAUGAUCAAGAUUUUAAAACGAUAGUACAGGGUUAUGAACAGUUAAGUUUGGCUAAUGUUACGGAUUUACAAGACUAUUCUCAACCAAGUUUUCAAAGUGCACGAUCACCAUCUGCUUGCUCCUCAUCUUCUUUAAAACAAAACGAACCAGCUGCUAACGUACAAACAAGUUGUUCACAUCAAGCCAGAAUGAGCGCGGUGCCUCCUUGUGAUGUUACUAUCAAUGAAUUGGCUAGUUAUUUUGAGACUUUUAUACAUAUUCCUAAAAAAAUGAGCUCAAUGGCUGAAAUGAUGUAUAUUUAAUGAUUUAUUUAUAAUAAAACGUGCAUUUUGAAUAUAA
This is a messenger RNA of Onthophagus taurus, 922 nucleotides long. Its product is annotated as oxidative stress-responsive serine-rich protein 1. NCBI's taxonomy places the organism in Eukaryota, Metazoa, Arthropoda, Insecta, Coleoptera, Scarabaeidae. Gene Ontology annotation, biological process: cellular response to hydrogen peroxide. The record is from RefSeq and is a predicted model, not a curated record.